Etheostoma cragini (Arkansas darter) is the source of this 6771-nucleotide messenger RNA. It is a transcript of the gene syde2, whose product is annotated as synapse defective 1, Rho GTPase, homolog 2 (C. elegans). The record is from RefSeq and is a predicted model, not a curated record. The transcript has 8 exons. Lineage: Eukaryota; Metazoa; Chordata; Actinopteri; Perciformes; Percidae. Bases 206 to 5353 code for a protein of 1715 amino acids. Gene Ontology annotation, biological process: signal transduction.
AGAGAGAGAGAGAGAGAGAGAGAGGUAGUGCAGUCACCCACAGUGAGCCAGGCAGGAGUGAGGCGUCAGAGCGGAGGUGACAGCGGAGAAUGGAGAGGAGCCCGUCCGCCCGCCGAGCUUUGACCGCGGCGAGCGAGGAGAACCCACUCGGCCCAUUCCUUCUGGAGCCAGCGUGCUGAAAGAAACCGGGAGGAAUUAACUGGGAAUGGCUGAUCCUCUGCGGAGGACUUUAUUAGCGAAACUCCGGGGGAAGAAAUCCAAGAAAGCAGCGACGGUCUGCGGUGGAUACGGCUCUGCGUCUGCGGCUAACGGGGGCCGAGAAGGUAAAGAAAAAGUUUUGCAAACGCAGCGAGACUCGGACGAGGCUUGCCCGGUAGUCAUGCUCACAGGUCUGGAUUGCACGACAGAGAGAAUGAGUACGUACGAGAAUUGUGUUGACGGGGCCAUGGUGCAAACAGGGGGGGUCGUAGUCCGGGAGAGUCGCUCAGCAGAGCGUCCCCUGGAGCGGAGCAGCGGGGGCAGGGUUCCGGUUAACAAGGAGCUCCUGGGGGUCUCACUUCAAAGAGAAGUGCAGUUUGGGGGACAUGUGUUCAAGGAAGGAGAUAGGAUUCACCAGGGGCCCAAAUCCACUGCCCAAAUCACGUUAUCUGCAGGGGUUUCGCUUGGUGGACCGCAUGUCCAGAGAAAACACUUCGUCUCGGUGCCGCGGCAGUGCAGCGUCGGGGACUCAAUAGGGUUCGGGGACAAUUCAAAUCACGAUGUGUACCGAGCACGGGUAGAGUCACAUACCGGAGUCAGUAAACCAGCAGAGGGCCGGGUUACUACUGCUGAUAGCAAUGGGACGGAACCUAGAGACGGAGGACACUCCCAGCACAUGGCAGGGACAGUAGCGGCUGUUAAUGAACACAUUGCCACCUGGGGGAUUGACAACCAAACUUUGGAGACAAAUUCGCCAGUUUGCGCGGCCCCAAGCUGGUUGUCAAUAAACAUGGAAGAAAACAUUGUAAUCAAAAAUCUAGAAAGUUAUGGGCCUGAGUAUGCAGGGGACAUUAGAGGGACAGCAGGCGGUCUGCAGAGCCCGACGUUUUUCCCCACAGAGUUAGAAAUAUGCGACGUUAACAUGGCAUCCCUGUGCGCUACAGAGGAGUCACUUAGAUACACUUUAGAUAGUGAAGAUGAGGAUUAUUAUGAUAAUCAAAUUCUGCCUUUUUAUGAAACUAUCACAGCAAAAAGUGAUAUUGAUAGAGCAGAGGUUGCAGAGCUGCCACGGCCUGGUCAAGAUAAAAGACAGGCUGAUGAUGGGAACAGUGCCCAGGAAACAGACAGGCUUAGGAACCAGCUCAAAGAAGCUUAUUAUCUUCUUAUCAAUGCCAUGAAUGAUAUCAAUCUGGAUGUCCAACAGUUCAGUGGUGGUUUAACUGAGCUGCAGGCCCCCUCCUCCUGUAGUAGCCACUCCAGGGACAGCUUGUGCUCGAGGUUGUCUGCCAAGAACAUCGACAGUGACUCUUGGUCCUCAGGAGGGGACCACAGCCCUCAGCAGGUGUCUGACACUGACUCACUCCUGCUUUGCCUCAGUGGGAACCCUGAGUCAGGCUUCAAGGGCAGGCUGAAUAGUAAGAGUAUGGUAAACCUGUCCUUGACCAAGAUAAGAUCCACAUUACAGCGCUCUGCUAGUGACGGAGCUAUCAGGUAUCCAGAUGGACACUCCCUCUGUAUCCAGGCCCCUGGAACGCAGAGUCCAGACGUCAGUGGGGAUAAAGGGCCCACAGAUAGAGGGGUUAAAGCCACAGGAGUGGAUGAGCUGUCAGAACCUCAGGUGCUUUACAGUGCUGUAAGCAGUAAUGAGCUGCUACAAGAUGCCGGCGGUGAUGAAGACCGUGGCGGGCGGCUCAAUGACAGCAGCGGCUCAGUCAACAGCCUCACGGGUUCUUCAGACAGCAACGCGGAUGCAUCAACAAAUCAGGGUCGCGACAACAAGCAGGAGCUGACUCAUGUCCGAGCACAGAGGGACAAAUCUGUCAACAAGGGGCACGGUGUCACUGUCAACAAGAUGCAAGAGUGGAUGCACAAGGGGCGUUUGCUGUCCUCCGAGAUGAAGCAACGCAUUGAGGGCUCGUCUUUGCCGCGUGGCGCACGCAAAAGCCAGGACCGGUCCUGUCCUCAGGGUAUCAACGGUGUGUGUAAACCAGGGGUCCAGACGUCCAGCCGAGGGGUUAAAUCUGUCACGGCCAAGUCACCACGGCAGCAACUGCAGCAGCAGCCAGCUUUUAUUGAGAAUGUCCAAACCCCCUGUGCUAUUGGCCGGGAGGUGGGCAGGGCCAGUGAGUCGUUGUCAUGGCAGCCACCGCUCACCACCAUCACUGUCUCUAAGAAGCGUAACUGGCUGCAGCAAAGCUCCAUCGGGAAGAAUAAUCACAGCACCAAGGAUGAGCUGCAGGGAAUGCUGGCAGCUGAGGAGGAGGGCUCCCACCAGUCCCCACCUCCUCCCAGUCCCUCUCCAGACCACCUGAGACCGUCUGGGGGAGUUCCGUCACGGCCGGCCCGCCUGCACCUGCCUCAGGUUAAUGCCAGUCAGGCCAAGGUGUCUCCUCACCCUCGUAGUGUGGACCCAGCUGAGGAGAAUGAUGCAGAUGAUGAAGGAGAGAUCUGGUACAACCCGAUCCCUGAGGACGAUGAACUGGAGAUGUCUCACCGACCCUCCGUUCGGCUCCUGGUUCCCCCUCGAGCAGAGUCCCAGAGGAGGCCCAGCAGGGGAGGGGAUGCGAGUCACGGUGGCAGGGACCUGGGGGUUGUCGGCGUUGGGUCGGAGGCGCUCGGGGAAAGCCUCAGUGGCGGUUUAGGAGAUGGGAGUCAGGGGAAUGCUGUACAUUCCACAGAGGCACUAAAUCUGCACAGACAGAUGCUCGCGUGCAAACCUCAGGAGGAGGGGGGGCCUUCCACCAGCAGAGCCACAGAUGGUCCUGACCUGCCCAAUGCUGUCAGCUCCCCUCCUUCCAGCCCAAACCCAGCCAAGAAGAGCAGCUCCCUCAACUGGUCCUUCCCAGACAAGAUUAAGUCCCCGCGCACCGUAAGGAAGAUCUCCAUGAAGAUGAAGAAGCUUCCAGAACUCAGCCGGAAACUCAGUGUCAAGGGGACCCCGAGUAGCAGUAACAGCAACAACGGCAACGGAAGCAGUCACUUAGAGCCCAGAGCCCAUUCUCCCCGAAACAACAUGAGCAGGUUGGAGUCUGUCCCCCAUUCCUCCGGCCCUCCCAGAUUAGCUGCAUCUGGGGGAGGGCAGGCUAGCCGUAACGUGAUCUCACGCUACCACCUGGACAGCAGUGUGUCCACACAGCUCAGCUUCAGUAAGAAGAAAAGCAACGGCAGCUCAAAGUCUGCCAGUAAAGGUGGCUACCUCAGUGAUGGUGACUCACCUGAGCUGGUGGCCAAAUCUGGGAAGCAUGGCUCUUCAGAGGGGAAGGGAGGGAAAGGCAAGGAGGCAGAGAGUGGUGGCGGAAACUCUAAACUCAAUGGCACAGACUUAGACAUUGAUGCUUUCCGCCAUUACAGCUUCACAGAGCAGCCCAAGUGCAGCCAGUUUAUCUCGGGACUGAUGAGCCUACACUUUUAUGGUGCUGAGGACCUCAAACCUCCACGCAUUGACUCUCGAGAUGUCUAUUGCGCCAUUCAAGUGGACUCAGUUAAUAAAGCACGAACUGCUCUCCUCCAAUGUCGAACUACCUUCCUAGAUAUGGACCACACCUUCAACAUUGAGCUGGAGAACGCCCAGCACCUAAAACUGGUGGUGUUCAGUUGGGAGCCCAUGCCGAGACGCAACCGCGUCUGCUGCCACGGCACGGUGGUACUGCCUGCACUCUUCCGGGUGACGCGUUGCCACCAGCUGGCGGUGAAGCUGGAGCCGCGAGGCCUGAUCUACGUCAAGCUCAGCCUGAUGGAGCAGUGGCAGAACUCCCUCGAUGGUGGGCCAGACCGAGACAGGGAGCCCCAGGUGUUUGGUGUGGAGGCGUGGCGGGUGGUGGAGAGAGAGAACACGGGACUGCUGGUGCCGCUGCUUAUAAGCAAGUGCAUCAAUGAGAUUGAAAAGAGAGGCUGCCAGGUGGUGGGUCUCUACCGUCUGUGUGGCUCUGCAGCUGUGAAGAAGGAGCUACGCGAGGCGUUUGAGAGAGACAGCUACGCCGUGGAGCUGUCUGAAAACGUGUAUCCUGACGUUAAUGUCAUCACAGGUGUACUGAAGGACUACCUACGGGAGCUACCCUACCCUCUGAUCACCAAGAACCUGUAUGAGGCAGUGUUGGAGGCCAUGGCCACAAGGCCUUUGCGGAUAGGAGCAGCGGGCUGCGAGAACGACCAGGCUGACUCGGAGCACACCGUCAGCUUGCUGGACAACCUGCCAGAUGUGGAAAGGGUGACACUGCAGAAGCUUCUUGACCACCUGAAGUUGGUAGCGUCCUGCCAGGAAGUGAACAAGAUGACAUGUCAGAACCUUGCGGUGUGUUUUGGCCCGGUGCUGCUCAGCCAGCGUCAGGAGGCAUCCUGCCACACAAACCGAGUCUUCAUUGACUCUGAGGAGCUGGCCAGCGCGCUGCACUUCAAAAAACACAUCGAAGUCCUGCACUACCUGCUGCAGCUCUGGCCUGUUGUGGACCCACAUGGCCGGUCCUCCUCCCAGCCCCCUGCAGCUUCUUUGGCUCCGGCCUCAUCUGACCUGCUGACAGCUCCUCCCAUACGGCGGAGAAAAGAGCGCCCCCAGGUCCUGAACCUCUCUGAAGCGGAGAUGGCGGGCGUUCUGCGGCCCAGACCGGGACGCUUGGACAGCCCCAGCAACCGCUAUGCCGGUGACUGGAGCGGCUGCGGAGAGAGCUACUUCCCUUGUGAUAUUCUGCUGCCUCCUAGCAAAGAGGAGGCGGACUAUGACGACGUGCCCUCCGAGGAUUCAGAGGCAGCUGAGGAGGCCCAGGAGAAUCCUGAGGAUGCUGAGGAAGAUAAGGGACAGAUGGUUCCGAGCCCCGUGUCUGAUCCUGCUGAGCAGGAGCAACCUCGGAAAGAGGAGGCGGUGAAGGAGGAGGAAAGAGAAGAAGAGGAGGAGGAGCAGGAGGAGGAGGAGCAAGUAGAGAGUGAUGGUUCGGGCAAUGGGCAGAACAUAGAGGACAAGGAGGAGGAGAGGGUGUGCGACCACAUCCUUCCCCCUCGUCUGCCCAAAGAGCACACCUACCAGGCUUACAUGAAGAUCCAGGAUAUCAGCCCCGUGCUAAGCAACAGGGUCAACCUGAGAGACCUGCAGGAGAGCAUCGACACUCUGAUAGGAAACCUGGAGCGAGAGCUCAACAAGAACAAGGUCAAUGUUGGAUACUGACUCCUACUACAGUUACACACACACACAUAUUUCCACUCACACUCAUAUGGACUGAUGGGGUUUGGAGAAGACCUUCUUUACCGAUUAAGGUGCUUCAGGAUACAUCCACAGUGUUCCCAUGGAGAUCCUGUGAUGCAAGCGCGGUGCUGCUGUAAAAACCUAAAGGAUGAGAAGAUGUGUAACAGGGCACUCUGUACCCUACCCAUAGACAUUCCUUUCAUUUUAUUGGCUGUCUUACUUUAUGUUGUUGGUCUGUUUUAGUCUGGUUCUGUGUUCCAUGUUGUUAUUGUUGCUUCUCUUCUUAUUAGAAGAACCCAUUGACCCCUCAGGGGUUUAAAAGGUGCCUUAAUUGUGUGAAGGUGGUACGUCAAGAGGAAAAUCCACCCUGAAAUAAAAUGCAUUCCCUCAUGUGAUUUUAAUAGUGUUGACAACCAAUAGGAUAACCUCUAUGAUGUUACGAAGAUUUGAUUCUACAUUGAAAACGGCUGAAGUAUAUAUAAUGUUUUGGAGCAGGUCCUAAUCCACCCUGCAUACCAUGGGGCUCUAUUUAUACUAACUUUUCAGUGGUAAUGCUGAUGUUAACAUUUGUGGAGCAAAGUUACUGAUAGACACUUUUUUACAUUGGCCAUUCCAUACCAAAAUAUAACAGUGCCUCCCCCAUAAGUAUUUUAUUGGAAAGGUGAUGAAACAUUUGGACAUUGGACACUUUAAAAUCUAUGCGGUGGUUGGAAAAAAUAAGAACUGUAGUGGGCCUUUUACAACUGUUUCUAACAAAAAUAUGUAAUUUGGUCAUUACAAUAAUUUAAAAGAAAAAACAACAUGUUGGUUCUACAGUCAAGGCCGUCUAUCAUUUUUGGCAUUGGAAAAAAUUAAAUCCAGUAUUUUUAUUGAACCAGAACAUUAAUCUCUAAUGCUGAAUGGAAAACCUCAGAGUAUCUAGCUUCUACCAUCUUUUUCUGAGCAUGUAAACAAUGAUUAGUAACACAAACCAUGAUCACGUGAGGAAUGGAUGGACAUUCUGUUUGAGGAUUGAUUUCUUUUUUAAGGCAGCAGAGAGCUUUUGUUUUGAGGUAUGAAACACUAAAUAUUGUACAACAACAAUGCACUUAUGAGGCAGGCAGUAGUGUAGAUUGUCAUUUUACGUCAUGCAGUAAAUAAUAGGGACUGUGGACUGAGUUGAGGGUGAAAUAGCCACCACUGAAACUUCUUAAAGAUAAAUAAGAAUAUGGCUUAAAAUGUAUUUGCGUUAUGCUUUGAUUGACAUGUUUAGACGCCCAUGUACAGGCAUACCCACACCUGUCAGAAUUAGAUACAAGAAAAGGUUUAUAACUUAACAAUAAUAAUACUAAUAAUAAUCUGAUCUCUGUUAACAGAAAGGUGUACAGUAGAGAUGUAUUUAAUCAUAAGCAGGAAACUAA